Molecule: messenger RNA, 2202 nt
Organism: Eruca vesicaria subsp. sativa (arugula)
Lineage: Eukaryota; Viridiplantae; Streptophyta; Magnoliopsida; Brassicales; Brassicaceae
Source: the annotation of a GenBank genome assembly
AUGUUUAAGGCUUCUACUACAGUUAAAGCUGGCUCGUUCGUUUGGGUUAAAGAUUUGGAGGAGGCAUGGUUAGAUGGUGAAGUUAUUGAGGUUAAUGGAGAUGAUAUUAAGGUCCAAUGUACCUCAGGGAAGACGGUUGUUGUCAAAGUUUCAGAAACACAUCCGAAAGAUAUGGAAGUUCCACCUUCUGGUGUGACUGACAUGACAACGCUAGCAUAUCUACAUGAACCAGGGGUCCUGCAAAAUUUGAAAUCAAGAUAUCAUAUAGACGAAAUAUAUACUUACACAGGAGAUAUCUUGAUUGCUGUGAACCCUUUUAAACAACUAGCGAACCUUUACAAUGACCAUAUGAUUGCACACUAUAAAGGAGCCCCCUUUGGAUCCUUGAUGCCCCACCCUUUUGCAGUUGCGGAUGCAGCUUACAGACAAAUGAUUAAUGAGGGAGUUAGUCAAUCAAUCUUGGUAAGUGGUGAGAGUGGAGCAGGGAAGACUGAGACUGCUAAAACGCUUAUGAAGUACCUGGCCAAAAUGGGAGGUCGAGCUGUCAAAGAUAUGUCAAGCAGAAGGAGUGUCGAAGAUCAAGUUUUGGAGUCCAAUCCUGUUCUAGAAGCAUUUGGGAAUGCAAAAACCGUCAGGAACAACAAUUCAAGUCGAUUUGGCAAAUUCGUGGAGAUCCAGUUCGAUCAAAGGGGAAGGAUAUCAGGAGCUGCUAUCAAGACUUAUUUGUUAGAGAGAUCAAGGGUGUGCCAAGUGUCAGAUUCUGAGAGAAACUAUCACUGCUUUUACAUGCUUUGUGCUGCACCACCAGAGGACAUUAGAAAACUAAAACUAGAGGAUCCAACAACAUACCGUUAUCUGAAUCAAUCUCGUUGUAUUAAAUUAGAGGGGAUGGAUGAUUCAAAAGAGUAUACUAAAACCCGAGAAGCAAUGGGCAUUGUUGGAAUAAGCUUAGAGGAGCAGGAAGCAAUAUUUCGAGUUCUGGCAGCUAUUCUUCAUCUAGGUAACAUAGAAUUUACCAACGGAGAAGAAACUGACUCUUCAGUUCCAAAAGACAAGAAGUCACUGAAGAUUGCGGCUGAGCUUUUCAUGUGUGAUGAGCAGGCACUGGAAGAUUCUCUGUGCAAACGUGUAAUGGUGACACCUGAAGAAACCAUAUCUAGAUGUCUGGAUCCUGAAUCUGCAGCAUUCAGCAGAGAUGCUUUGGCAAAAUUUGUGUACGCAAGAUUGUUUGAUUGGAUCGUAAACAAGAUCAAUAAUUCAAUUGGGCAAGAUCCUGACUCAAAACACAUGAUAGGAGUGCUGGAUAUUUAUGGAUUCGAGAGUUUCAAGACAAACAGUUUUGAGCAAUUUUGCAUCAAUUUGACCAAUGAGAAACUUCAGCAUCACUUUAAUGAGCACGUCUUAAAAAUGGAACAAGAUGAGUACAAGAAAGAAGAAAUUGAGUGGAACCACAUCGAAUUCCCAGAUAAUCGAUAUGUUUUGGAACUUAUUGAGAAGAAACCUGGUGGUAUUAUUGCUCUCCUGGACGAGGCUUGCAUGUUCCCAAGAUCAACACAUGAAACGUUUUCUCAAAAGCUGUACGAAACAUUUAAAACGAACAAGUACUUUAGCAAGCCAAAAUUAGCUCGUACUGACUUCACCGUUUGCCACUAUGCUGGUGAUGUCACUUAUCAAACCCAGCAGUUUCUGGAAAAGAACAAAGAUUAUGUUGUUGCUGAGCAUCAGGCUCUGCUAGGUGCUUCUAGGUGCACUUUUAUUGCAGGUUUAUUUCCUAGUCUAGUGGAAGAUGCUAGCAAACAGUCCAAGUUCUCUUCUGUAGCAUCACAAUUUAAGCAACAAUUGGCAUUAUUGAUGGAACGUCUUAGUACUACUGAGCCUCGCUAUAUUCGUUGCGUGAAGCCCAAUAAUCUUCUGAAGCCAUCUAUCUUUGAGAACCAAAAUGUUCUGCAACAACUACGUUGUGGGGGUAUGAUGGAGGCAAUUGAGAUUUGUCGUGCUGGAUAUCCUACACGAAAACAUUUUGAUGAAUUCCUGGACAGAUUUAGUGUUCUAGCUUCUUGUACUUUGGAUAAGAGUUCUGAUGAGAAAGUAGCAUGCAUGAAACUUCUGGAGGCAGUUGGACUCAAAGGAUACCAGAUUGGAAAGACGAAGGUUCUCCUCAUGGCUGGGCAGAUGGCUGAAUUAGAUGCUCGGAGGACCGAG